Etheostoma cragini (Arkansas darter) is the source of this 2809-nucleotide messenger RNA. RefSeq names its product glypican-5-like. Lineage: Eukaryota; Metazoa; Chordata; Actinopteri; Perciformes; Percidae. Gene Ontology annotation, biological process: positive regulation of canonical Wnt signaling pathway; cell migration; regulation of protein localization to membrane. The transcript has 11 exons. The coding region runs from base 392 to 2293 and encodes 633 amino acids. The record is from RefSeq and is a predicted model, not a curated record. Gene Ontology annotation, cellular component: plasma membrane; extracellular region; cell surface.
UCAGUAAAAGUAAAUAAACCGAUUUAUGACCACACAACUUAGUCAAUUGGCAGUAGGCAUACAUAGACUUUAUUUCUUAUAAUUGUGAUAGCAGUUGUGUUCUUAUUGUGUUGUCAUUUUCUGAACUAUAAUACGUUGUUUUUAACAUUGUGGAUGUAGGCUUAUAGCAGGCACACGUUUUCAAACGAGGUAAGUAUUUUGAGUGCACAUGUCAAUUAAGUAAUUGGCGAAAGUGAGUGAGAGAGUCAGAGGGAGAGGAGGGCGCUGAGCCCGACAGUGGGCUCCAGACAGACUUACUGGCUGCAGAUGAAGUUUUCUCUCACACUGCACCGUGGGACUUUUAGGAAUUCCUAUUAACCAACCAGACUCUAUAUCUCCUGACUGACAUGCGAUGUUCCGUGCAGCCUUACAAAACAUGCACUUGCUGUGGGUGAUUUGGUUUUAUUUUGUUUCUCUACCGGAGACUGGCUGUAAAUCAGCCGAUGCAAGCAGCUGUCAUGAGGUGAAGACAGCCUACAUGAUGCGCCAAAUAGGCCCGGUGGAGCUGGUGCCAGACAGGCCGGGAACAGAUGAGUCUCAGCGAGUGUGUGUCUACCCAGGGCCCAGCUGCUGUACCAGUAAGAUGGAGGACAGCUACAUGGCGGCGGUUCGCAGUGAGACGCAGCAGAAGAUGCGGUCCUACAGCUUUGAACUUAAGUACCUGAUCGCUGGACACACCAAGGCCUACCAAGACACCUUUGAGUCCCUCGUGUCCCUCACAUCUAACCUGACCAGCACUCUGUUCGACAGCGCCUACUCUGCCCUGGCGUCCGACUGUCGCCCCCUAGUGUUUCAGCUCUUCGGCGACAUCAAACGGCACCUUUCCGGAGACUCCAAGUCAACAUUGAACAACACUGUGCGUCGGUUCUACAAUGAUCUUUUCCCAUUGGUCUACCGCCGCCUGCUCAACCCUGGGAUCGGCCACAUGACACCCAAGUCCUAUGUCCCGUCCUCCACAAAUCACGACGACUGCUUGCGGAUGACCCGGCAGGAUGUCAGCCCUUUCGGACCCCAUCCUCACCUCCUGGUCAGCAGCUUGACCCGUGCACUCGGGGUGGGCCGAGCACUGAGCCGACUGCUGGUACUGGCCGGAGAGGUUGUAAACGCGACCGAGAGGGCAACAUUAUCAAGAGAGUGUGGGCGAAGCUUAGUGAAGAUGCAGUACUGUUCCCACUGCAGAGGGAUGACACUGAUACGGCCCUGUACCGGACUGUGUGUCAACAUUAUGAGAGGGUGUCUGGUGGGUGUAUCAGAGCUUGGUGCCCCCUGGGGGAGUUUGGUGGUGUUGCUUCAACGGUUAGCUGCUACCUUAGCAACCAGCAGCAACCACAACAGCAUGGAGUUAGCUCUGUUAGCAGUCCGAAAUCAUGUGAAUGAUGCAAUACUGCACGCACAGCUGCACGGGCCACGCGUUACAGCCACAGUAGAGAAGGUGUGUGGACCCCAGGCAGCUGGUCCCAUGAUGCCAAGUGCAAAUCCCACCACCUCGCAUGUUAAAACCUCUGUGAGCCCUUCUACGUCAGUAACCUCAGAGAGGUUUAAUGUGACAUUGCCUCCCUCAGUGGGCCCGGCUGCUCACCAGCGUCUGCAGCCGCAAUCCCGCAGGUCAUUCCUACUUAAAGGCUCCAGAGGAGACAAGAGUCGCAGCCUGAAAAAAUUGUCAAGGGAGUUUGAGGGCUCUAUCCAGCGGUACCAGUGGUUUUUCUCAGAGCUGCCAGAGAUGCUAUGUGAAAGUGAGAUGGAGGUUGAGCAGCACACAUGCUGGAGUGGCCAAGAACUCGUAGAAAGUUAUGCAGGUCUUGUGGUUGGCAGCGGUUUAAAAGCCCAGAAGGAGAACCCAGAGAUGACUGUCCGUAAUACAGAUCCUGUGCUGAAGGGGGCGAAACAGAGGCUGGAGCAGCUAACACAGGAGGUAUUAGUGGACCUCGGCUGGGUGAGCAAAACCAGAGGAAAGGUGGAUGAAGAGGAAGAGGGAGGGAGCGCACAGACAGAGAGAGGAAGCGGAGACGACUGCGAUGAUGAAGAUGGCUGUGAAGCUUCUGGUAUGGAGAAUGACGAUGAGACAGGUGAUACAUCCAGCGGUCGUAGUCCAGUGACAAAGGACAUGGCUCGUCCUCCUCGUCGCUUCGUCCCUCCUCAUCACCUCUCACCUCCACAGGUGGCAGUUCACGGCUCAGCCCACACGCUGUCUGUUGAACCUUUGGUCCUGGCGUCCAUGCUGCUCCUUCUGCUGUCACCGUGGGAACACUGCUGAUCACAGAGAGGGACAGACAGAGACAAAAAGACUGAGAGACAGCCACAAUUGUUUUGUGGUGAAGUUGAGUAUUUGCAGUUUUUGUAAGCACAGGUCAAACCACUCUGAUCGUUUAUGUUUCAGGUGGGACAAUCUGUCGGUUCAUCACAGUUGAAGGUGCACAGUAUGCAUUUCAAAGUUACCUGUACUGACCUCUACAUGUGUUUGGUUAUGUGUCUUUAACUCUGAUAGGAUAGGUUGCACAGCACUACUGACUUUUUUAAAGAGAGAUGUAAAUACAAAUAUACAGUAUAUAUUAUAUAUUUAUAUGAAGAUGUUCUAUGGAUAACAAUGGCUUGAUGUGUAAAUAGAGAUUAAUACAGAACAGAAGAGAUUGACUUGGAUGUUAAGUAGUGUUUUGUUUGGUUUGACCUUUACAUUAUGUAUCCCCCAUGGAGAUCCAUGGCAGCUGUAGUUCAAGCUGAAGGUCUUCACUGUAUAGCAGCAGUGUGCUCACAGUGAGGGCACAGAGAACUC